UUGUUGUUUCUGACUCUCUCUCUCAAUCGCAGACGCGCUCUUACUCGCUCUCUGCCAUUUUGUGUCAGUUCUUGUUUCGACAUUCCCGUUUCUUGUGCCGACAUCUCCGAUCGUCGAUUUUUUUGUUUUGUCGUAUUUGUAUGUUGUAUUUAUCAAAGCGUGUUUCUUAUUUUGAGUUAUUACGUUUGUAUUUGUGACGCGAUUUGUACGAAAAGCGAUUUGUUUGCUGUCCGGGAGCACCGCACCCGCCGCCUCCGCCGCCACAUCCCCCGCCAAAACUACGACAACUGAGUGGGCACCGAAUGCCGAGAUUCUUGCAGCUAACGCAGUGGCCGCGUCUUCUCACAUACAGUUCAAUGCAAUUGCGCUGGUGCCGGCGUCAUCAACAGAUUAUCAAAUAAACGCGCGACAAGCGAUCGAACGAUCUUUCAAUUUAGUACAAGCGACUGCAGCAACUGCCACAAGAUGAGCUUCAGUUCGGCCAGCGGCCGAGAGAACAAUGUGCGCAAAUUGUCCUUCCUGGGCUUCAACACCAACAAGAAGAAGUCCGGCAAUGAGGACCCUGAUGAAGUGCUGCUGGAUGCGGAAAUGGAAAAAGUCUUUGCCGGUUCAAGCAAGCGCAAAGAUAAAUUUGAUGUAAACACAUUUCAGGACAACAGCCAGCAGCCAAUUGGUUCGCGCAAAAAGAAUAGCAUACGCACAAAUGACCUCAACAUAGAGGAGGACUCGGAGUACGAGAGCCAAACGGAACCUUUGAAUAAUGCACAAAAUUAUGAUGACAUACCAGAAGAUUUCCCAUUAGUCUCGGAGCGCGCUGGUCACGGAGAUCAUUCGGAUAACUCGGCGGAUGAGAAGCACGUGCAAUUUGGUGACAAUAAGAAGAAAAUUGUCAUCACUCCGCCUAGUCUGAGCUAUGAUGAACAGCCCACGGACCAAUCGCACGAACGUAAACGCCGAAAAAGCCGCCAUCAGUAUUAUAGACAACGUAAAUUCUCACAUCAGGACAGCGUGGAACCCAAAAAGACAAUCGAGGAGAAUGGUGAUGCAGGUGCGCGUAGGAUAUCUGUGCAGCCUGAGGACACGGCAUUGGAGACAAAUGCCCAAGCGCCGGCUACACAGGAAGCUGAUCUCAAUGAGCUAAGAUCACAUCGUUCGGAUGAUCCGCGCGCCUUGCGCCGCCACAAGAUUCAUCAUUCAUCCAUCAAGCUGCGCGAAUUGCCGCAAAUAACAAUUUCGCCGUUUCAAAACAAGAAGCCAGAGGUGGAUCACAGUCCACAUGAGAUCUUUGUACAAUUGGAUGAGCUUACGGGCGUGGGCGAAGAUCGUGAGUGGAAGGAAACUGCGCGUUGGAUCAAGUAUGAGGAAGAUGUGGAGGAGGGCUCCGAUCGCUGGGGCAAGCCGCAUGUGGCAUCUCUCUCCUUCCAUUCGCUGCUCAAUUUGCGUCGCUGCUUGGAAACGGGCGUUGUGCUGCUGGAUCUCAACGAGAAGGAUUUGCCAGCAGUUGCCUAUCGUGUGGUCGAGCAGAUGGUGGUCGAUGACCUCAUCGAUAUCAAUGACAAGCCAUCGGUAAUGCGUUCGCUGCUGCUGCGUCAUCGCCAUGUUAAUGAGCACCAGGGCGUGCUGCCCUUCACCAAGCGUAAAUACAACAGCUAUACGAGUCUGCAGCAACUACUGCCCAAAUCGCUACUUUGGAUGGGCGCCGAGGCGUCGCAACAGUUCCAGCAACAGCAGCAGCAGCUACAACAGCAAACGCAGCCACGGAGUCUGCCCAAGGCUAGGCGCAGCAUUUGCGUAACGAGCAGCGCACCGCCUGCGGCAAUAUUAGACGUGGGCGUGGGCAUGAGCGCCGCCCUAGAUCAUCGACGGCACUCAACGACUUCGUAUCUGGGUAAUCUAUCGGGCGGCACCGAUGACAAGAAGAUCAAGAUUAUGCCCGCCAGCGAAAUUGGCGGCAGCAAGCGCAGCAAUGAGCUGAAGAUUGACAUGAAGGAUGACCAGUACUCCUCCUCGCAGGAGGAUCUAAAGAAACUACAAAACGAUACCAUUCUCAAGCGCAUACCAGCGGGAGCAGAGGCCACCACAGUCUUGGUGGGCGCUGUGGAGUUUCUGGAGCAGCCUACGAUUGCCUUUGUGCGUUUGUCCGAGGGCGUGCUGAUGCCCACGCUGACUGAAGUGCCCGUGCCCGUGCGCUUUAUGUUUGUGCUGCUGGGUCCACGCAACUUUGACUUGGACUAUCAUGAGGUGGGUCGCUCCAUUUCCACGCUCAUGGCCAACGAGCACUUCCAUGCGAUUGCCUACAAGGCGGACGAUCGUCGCGAUUUGCUGUCGGCCAUCAAUGAGUUCUUGGAUGAUUCGAUUGUGCUGCCGCCAGGUAACUGGGAUCGCCACGAUCUGCUGCCCUUCGAGGAGCUCAAGGCCAAGAAAGACUGGAUACGCACGCGCAAGAUUAAGGCGCUGCAGGUGAAGCGCGACAGCGAAAUGAUUAAAAUAGGCCGCGACGAGGAGAAGGCGCUGCUGGACAAGCAGGCCUUGGGUGCCAUAACAGCGGGACCUGGCGGCCCGGGCGGCGAUGACGGCGACGAUGAUGGCGACGAUGGCAAAAAGAAGAAGCCCAGUCCCAUGGACAAAACAAAUCGUCUGUGGGGUGGGCUGCGCAACGAUCUGCUGCGUCGCAUGCCCAUGUAUAAGAGCGACAUACUCGAUGGCCUCAACACCGAAACGCUGGCGGCCACCAUAUUCAUGUACUUUGCCUGCCUGUCCACGGCCAUUACCUUUGGCGGUCUGGCCUCGGCCAAGACAGACAGCUGGAUCGGCAUAUCGGAGACGCUGAUUGCGUGCUCGCUGGUGGGCAUUGUCUUCCACACGUUCAGCUGCCAGCCCUUGGUCAUCAUAGGCACCACUGGUCCGCUGCUGCUGUUCGACGAGGCGCUCAUUGACUUUUGCCGGCAGCACAACUACGACUUCCUCGCUCUGCGCGUCUACGUGGGUAUCUGGCUAAUCAUCAUAGCGCUGUGUGUUUCCGCCUUUGAGGGCAGCGUCUAUGUGCGUUUGCUUACGCGCUUUACGCAGGAGAUUUUCUCGGCGCUCAUCACACUCAUCUACAUAGUGGAGACCAUGAUGAAGCUCGUGUCCAUCUACAAGCUCAAUCCGCUGCUCUCCGACUACAAUUUGCCGCCGCCCACGCUGGUGACGCACAACGUCAGCGCGAGCUUGAAUGGCACUUUGUUGAAUGCCACAACCACAAUGGCUUCACCCCUGCCCCAGCUGCCCAGCAAUCAGCCCAACACUGCGCUCUUCUGCACAAUCCUUACGCUGGCCACCUUUGUGGUCGCCUAUUACCUCAAACUGUUUCGCAACUCGCACUUCUUGGGCCGCAAUGCGCGCCGUGCGCUGGGCGACUUUGGUGUGCCCAUUUCCAUUGCCAUAUUUGUGCUGGUCGAUUACCUGGUGCCGUCUGUGUACACGGAGAAGCUGGUGGUGCCCGAGGGUUUGUCGCCCAGCGAUCCCUCGCGUCGCGGCUGGUUCAUAGGCUUCUAUCCCUUCGCCUCCUGGGUGCCCUUUGCCUGCGUGGUGCCCGCUCUGCUGGUCUACAUACUCAUCUUUAUGGAAUCACAAAUCUCUGAGCUGAUCGUCGACAAGCCGGAGCGCGGCUUGAAGAAGGGCUCCGGCCUGCAUUGGGACAUUGUCUUGCUCUGCCUGCUCAACUGCUUCUGCGGCAUGUUCGGCAUGCCCUGGCAUUGUGCCGCCACCGUACGCUCGGUGACGCACGUGUCCUCCGUAACGAUUAUGUCGCGCACGCAUGCGCCUGGCGACUCGCCCAAGAUUAUAGAUGUCAAGGAGCAGCGUUUGUCCGGCUUCUUUGUGUGUGUCAUGAUUGGACUGUCGGUGCUGAUGGCGCCACUGCUGCGUCUCAUACCCAUGGCCGUGCUCUUUGGCGUCUUUCUCUACAUGGGCAUAGCCUCCAUGAGCGGUGUGCAGCUGUUUGAGCGCAUAAGACUGUAUUUCAUGCCGGUUAAGCAUUAUCCACCCACAAACUAUGUGAAGCGUGUGCGUCCCUGGAAGCUGCAUCUGUUCACCACCAUACAGGUGGCUUGCUUGGCUGUCCUAUGGACUGUGAAGUCAUCAAAAUUCUCGCUUGCGUUUCCCUUCUUUCUCAUUAUGAUGGUGCCCAUACGGCAGCGUCUGGUGGCGCUCUACUCAACUGAGGAGCUGCAGGCACUGGAUGGCAGUGAGGUGCGAAAUGAUGAGGAUGAGCCGGACUUUUAUGAGCAAACAACUAUACCAGCUUAAAGCUGCAGCUUUAUGGAACGCUUCAAGUCGUGCAACGUUCAAAGUAUUACAAAUGAAAGUGUGGCAACAAAAAAUCUGGUGAUCGUCGUGAACGAACUACCUGCAUUAGUAUUUAGUUAUAGUGAAAAGUGAAAAGCAAACGAAAUCAAGCAAAAGCAUAAGCAAAAACUAUUAGUUUAUAGAGCCUGUAACAGGCGUCGUCGCAGCGCUGAUUAAGGCCCAGUUAAAGUGUGCCAGAGCUGAAACUCAAAAGCAAGCAAACGUUGUACCUAAAUUUUGAAACAUGACAUGGUAGAAUAUUUAUACAUAAAACAAGAGCAACAGCAAAGCAAGCAUACUAAGCAGCUAAAAGUAACUUUAUAUAUAAAGACUUUAAUAUGUUAAGCGUUAGUUGCGCAACUAGAAACUAUACAUAUAUAAUACCUUGCCUUAUGACAGGAUGUUUGCCAAGUGAAAGUAACUAUGAAGCACACACACACACACAAACAAAACAAUCACAUAUAUAUACACAAGCAAAUUUGUAUUUAUUUGGUACUCUCGUUAAUUAAUUUUUCGUUUAGCAGUAAUUCAUGCUUAUAUAUUAUAUAUAUCUAGUUGUAUAUUUACAAUAUCUAUAAUCGGUUUAGUUUCAUCGAAAGAGCAAUGAGCAUGUAGCAAAAAGAAAAAUGAUUGUAAACUAUUUAGCUUCAACUGGCGUAGUGAUAAUUAGUGUCAAACACACACAUACACAUACCAACUUUACUCCCACUUAAGACCCAAAACUGCGCGUACUUAAUACAACAGCAAGAUAUAUCUAAAUUUAUUCGAAAGUUUGUAAACGAAAAUUGUCUGCGUAAUUGGUUUAGCGCACACUUCAAAAGUGAAUGCUUCGUUGUGACGUAGUCGCUCUAAGUUUGCCUUUCUUUGUAUUAACUAUUAAAUAUACAUACAUAUAUAUAUAUAUACCUAUACCUUAUAUGAUAACUAUAUAUUAUAUUAACUAUAUAUAUAUGCAUAGUUUGAAAAACACACCCGUUUUAAGUGCGAGUGCAGUGCGGCAGAGAAAAACUUAUUUUAUAUGUAAAUUGCAUGUACUUACUCUUAAGUAGUUGUUGUCUAGUUUGUUUUAUUCAAAUUCAAAAUAAAUUACUUAAUUAU
Molecule: messenger RNA, 5427 nt
Organism: Drosophila busckii
Lineage: Eukaryota; Metazoa; Arthropoda; Insecta; Diptera; Drosophilidae
Gene: Ae2
Product: anion exchange protein 3
Exons: 16
Coding region: 466-4290 (1274 amino acids)
Biological process (GO): bicarbonate transport; regulation of intracellular pH; monoatomic anion transport
Cellular component (GO): plasma membrane
Molecular function (GO): solute:inorganic anion antiporter activity; monoatomic anion transmembrane transporter activity
Source: RefSeq, a predicted model, not a curated record